Messenger RNA from Synchytrium microbalum, 1479 nucleotides. RefSeq lists its product as uncharacterized. The coding region runs from base 1 to 1479 and encodes 492 amino acids. Gene Ontology annotation, cellular component: nucleus. Gene Ontology annotation, biological process: regulation of DNA-templated transcription. NCBI's taxonomy places the organism in Eukaryota, Fungi, Chytridiomycota, Chytridiomycetes, Synchytriales, Synchytriaceae. Gene Ontology annotation, molecular function: RNA polymerase II transcription regulatory region sequence-specific DNA binding; DNA-binding transcription factor activity, RNA polymerase II-specific; zinc ion binding. The transcript has 7 exons. The record is from RefSeq and is a predicted model, not a curated record.
AUGGAUUAUGAAGAUGGAGACAGUCAGGAAUACACUGGCAAGAGUCCACGCAGAGAGAAGCCCAACCAAUUCACGAUAUCCGCUUCCAAGAAGCGCAAAGUCUCUCAUGCGUGUGUCUACUGCCGGCGGUCUCAUAUGACUUGUGAUGAAUCGCGGCCAUGUCAACGAUGCAUAAAGAGAAAGAUUGCACAUUUGUGUCAUGACGAAGUGUCGAAACCGUCGAGUUCUCCACCGCCACCGGGUAAUGCAAGCCCAAGUGGUGCAUCAGUGGACUUGUCUCGCUCCAUGCAACAAUCAUCAAACUCGCCAUUACUUGACUCGCAAAAUCAACAGUUCUACCUACCGCCGCAGCUCAACGAAGACAGCAGUCAAACUGACUUUUUGAUAAAUUCGAAUACCGAGUACGGUUAUAUGCCCCCGCUUUUUGCUUCUGAGCACGUCGGAGGUGAAUUUGUGGCUUUUGAUCUUCUAGCGUCGCUUGCUGGAGGAGAAAUCACGGAUAUAGGACUGAGUCCGCCGACAGGAUCUGAUGACGAUGGUAGCUUGAACUAUCAUCGAAUGGCAGCAGCUAGUAGAGCUGGUCCGAGUAAUUUAUUAGAACCGCAACAACAAUACAUGUCGCCAAAGAUGACCAAUGGCAUGAGCAAUGGGAGUAGCAGCAGUCUGGUUGACUCGCCAUCAAAUUUAAACUAUCCAGAAGAACUACCGAUGCAACCUAGCGCGGAAACUGUCGAUACUCCAGAACCCAUGUCAACUGAAAUGAGCUCGCAGACCGUGAAUGGCAUCCCUGUAAAAUCAAAAACCGAAAAAUUCAUCCUCACAGCCGCAGAUCGUAUGGACGAUACGAAAAACAAUGAUCGGCUCACACAAUAUAUAGCAACCAAGUUUGAAGCGGGUUUGCUCAAACCGUAUAACUAUGUACAGGGAUAUGAACGCAUGUCUAGGUGGAUGGAGGGACAUGUGUCGGGACCUUCAAAGUUGAGGAUUUUGAACAUUAUCAAUGCUUUAAGGCCUGCAUUUCGGAAUGUCGGACAGACUGUUACUGAGAUGGAUUUGGUUUGGGCUGAAGAAGCAUUUGAGCGACAUAUGCUUGAGUACGAUCGCACGUUUAGUGCCAUGGGAAUGCCAGCAUGUCUCUGGAGGAGAACUGGGGAGAUAAUGAAGGCGAAUCGAGAGUUCGCUGCCCUUCUCGGUAUCGAGUUGGCUCAAUUGAAGGAUGGGAAGGUUUGCAUGUAUGAGCUCAUGACGGAACAUUCGGCUGUGAAUUACUGGGAAAAGUAUGGAUCUAUAGCCUUUGAUUUGAGUCAAAAGGCCGUCUUGACUACAUCGACAUUACAAGAUCCGUCGAAUCCGAAUGGUAAACUACCUAUAUUCUGUUCUUUCUCCUUUACGAUCCGGAGAGAUAGACAUGGAUUGCCGUUGAUGAUUGUCGGUAACUUUUUACCUGUUUCGCCUCCUGAGGCGAGUGUGACCUAUUAG